AUGCCGAAAUUUAGAAUGCUUCCGCGUACCUCGCGGAUCGUGGCAUUAUGCUCCGCUGCAAAUUUUAUAAACGCGGCGGAUCGCGUUAUAAUGCCUAUAGCGAUCGUUCCGAUGACUGAUGAAUUUAAGUGGAAUUUGCACUGGCAAGGCUGGAUACUUUCUGCCUUUGCCUUCGGUUAUUUUACUAGCCAGAUUAUCGGUGCAAAUACGGCUAGUCGUUUUGGAUGUAAAACGGUACUAAUGUUAGCAGUUCUAUUAUGGUCUAUUAGUACAGUUAUAACUCCAAUCUUGGCUCAAUCUGUUCCAUUGCUCAUCAUUUGCCGAGUGGUAUUGGGGCUUGGAGAAGGUCUAGGUUUACCAGUUAUUUUUCACCUGUUUGCACAUAGCGUCCCUGUAGAGGAACGGUCUCGUGCAUUCGGCUAUCUGGUAGCUGCUGGCUCUGUUGGGCAAGUAGUUGCCUCUGUUUUGUGCCCACAUUUGAGAUGGCAGACAGGAUUUUAUUUAUUUGGAACAAUUGGUAUUACAUGGACACUUUUGUGGUUGGUAUUGUACCAAGAAACUAAUUCUCAGGAUGAGAUUCCAUUAUUUGUACCUAAGGUAACGCAAAACCGGAGUUUGCGUUGGACCGAAUUUAUUUCCCAUUGGCCCUUGUGGGCACUGUACAUAGCACAUUUUGCGAUGAAUUGGAGUAACUACAUAAUAAUGCAAUGGUUGCCAACUUAUUUAGCAAGGAAUCUUUCUGCUAAUAAAGAAAGUAUUAGUUUGACGGCACUUCCAUAUAUUGUGAACUCUUUAGUUGGUAUUGUUGCUGGACACAGUGCUGAUAAUCUUAUACAAAAAAGAUGGUCUAUUUUAUCUGUAAGAAGGUUAAUGACGAACAUUGGUCUAGUGGGUCCCGGUGCAUUUUUAUUAGCAUUCUGUGCCGUGGACAAUUUACUUGCUGCAGUAAUCUUUGUUUCAAUAUCUAUGGGACUUUGCGCGUGUAAUUCUGCCGGUCACCUUAGCAACCAUGCUGAUAUAGCGCCGAACCAUGCGGGAAUCACGUUUGCGGUUUCAAAUACAAUUGCCACCAUACCGGGUAUUUUAUGCGGUCCAUUGACGGCGGAGUUAGUGACCGCGUCGCAUGGUCGUUGGAUGCCGGUCUUUGUUUUAGCCGCGGCAAUCAAUUUCACAGGGGCCAUAAUAUACCAAAGUCAUAGUUCUGCGCUUCCAGUGUUGUGA
Molecule: messenger RNA, 1221 nt
Organism: Osmia lignaria (orchard mason bee)
Lineage: Eukaryota; Metazoa; Arthropoda; Insecta; Hymenoptera; Megachilidae
Biological process (GO): monoatomic anion transport; transmembrane transport
Cellular component (GO): membrane
Molecular function (GO): transmembrane transporter activity
Source: RefSeq, a predicted model, not a curated record